ACAUGUAAUUCAGCGACCACAUUGGUGGAUUUAAAGAACAUAAAUAAUGUUUUAUUUAACAUAGAGGAAUAUUAGAUAAUAAUGUAAUCUCCUGCAUGUGUCUCUGUUAUUGCAAACAUGUGCAGUUAGCCAAAAACUGCAGCAAUCUGGAAACCUGCAGAGCUAAAAAAAAAUAAAAAAACGUUUCUCCUGGGUCUGCGUUGCGGGGAUUUGAGGUUUCAUCGCCCGGAGAGAGGACACUAUUCCCGGGUGUUGGGACUACCAUGAGUCCUGGAGGAUGUCCGCAUGUCAGUAGCUUCAAAGUGGACAACUGGAAGCAGAAUCUGAGGGUGAUCUAUCGGUGCUUCGUGUGGAGCGGGUCAGCUGAGACCAGAAAACGCAAGGCCAAGUCGUGUAUCUGCCACAUGUGCGGCGCCCACCUCAACCGACUGCACUCCUGCCUCUACUGCGUGUUCUUCGCCUGCUUCGCCAAAAAACACAUCCACGAACAUGCCAAGAGCAAAAGGCACAACCUAGCCAUUGACCUGCUGUACGGAGGGAUUUACUGCUUCAUGUGCCAAGACUACAUCUAUGACAAAGACAUGGAACAGAUUGCCAAAGAGGAGCAGAGGAAAGCCUGGAAGAUGCAAGGGAUCGGGGAGAAGUACUCGACGUGGGAGCCCACCAAGAGGGAGCUGGAGCUGCUCCGCCACAACCCCAAGAGGAGGAGAAUCACCUCCAACUGCACUAUUGGCCUGAGAGGGCUGAUCAACCUGGGCAACACGUGCUUCAUGAACUGCAUCGUGCAGGCGCUGACUCACACUCCUCUGCUCAGAGACUUCUUCCUGUCCGACAGACACAAAUGUGAAAUGCAGAGCAACUCCUGCUUGGUGUGUGAGAUGUCGCAGCUCUUCCAGGAGUUCUACUCAGGCCACCGGUCUCCUCACAUCCCGUUCCGUCUCCUCCACCUGGUCUGGACUCACGCUCGUCACCUGGCAGGAUACGAGCAGCAGGACGCCCACGAGUUCCUCAUUGCCGCGCUGGACGUCCUGCACAGACACUGCAAAGACGACAACGGGAAGAAAGCCAACAACCCGAACCACUGUAACUGCAUCAUCGAUCAGAUCUUCACGGGGGGGCUGCAGUCUGACGUCACCUGCCAAGUGUGCCACGGCGUCUCCACCACCAUCGACCCGUUCUGGGACAUCAGUCUGGAUCUGCCCGGCUCCUCCUCCCCCUUCUGGCCUCUCAGCCCCGGGGGGGACGGGGCGGCGCUGAACGGAGAGAAGAACCACGCCUCGGGGGCCACGACGCUCACAGACUGUCUGCGCAGGUUCACUCGGCCGGAGCACCUCGGCAGCGGCGCCAAAAUCAAGUGCAGCGGUUGCCAUAGUUACCAGGAGUCGACCAAACAGCUGACCAUGAAGAAACUUCCCAUCGUCGCCUGCUUCCACCUCAAAAGGUUUGAGCACUCGGCCAAACUGCGGAGGAAGAUCACGACGUACGUCUCCUUCCCUCUGGAGCUGGACAUGACGCCCUUCAUGGCCUCCAGUAAAGAGAGCCGGAUGAACGGGCAGUACCAGCAGACAGUGGACCCCUUCAACAACGACAACAAGUACAGUCUGUUUGCAGUGGUGAACCACCAGGGGACGCUAGAGAGCGGCCAUUACACCACCUUCAUCCGGCAGCACAAGGACCAGUGGUUCAAAUGUGACGACGCCAUCAUCACCAAGGCCAGCAUCAGGGACGUGCUGGACAGCGAGGGGUACCUCUUGUUUUAUCACAAACAGUUCCUGGAGUACGAGUAGUUCCCAGCGGAGGAGACGAGAGAGGAUUAGUUUCAUAGUGGAAAGGAGUGAUGAGAGAGAGGCAAGGAAACAAACAGAAACCUGCCUGUAUCACUCUUAUUGGAACAACUACAUAUUAACCUAGUUCAACUGUACGACAUUCAAGAGAAAACACGUGCAAAAACGAACAAAAUGCAAGACGUUUGAACGAGAGAUCGGUAGCGGAUGUUGCAUUAAACAUUGUUCACUUGAAUUUAAGGAUGAAGAAGAAUAGUCUUUACUUGAUUUCAGACAUUAGACGUGUUGCAUCUUUACGUUUCCCUCCUUUUCGUCACAGAAGGGCAGAAGGUUAUUUUAAACCUUAAUUAACCUAGGAGAGGUUUAUUUGAUCACAGAUGCUGUUUCUCACCGUGUAGACGACCAAAUAUAACAAGGGGGGGGAAGUUGUCUUAUUAUGCAUUUUCGUUUCAAAUGCAAAAAUCACCUGAAGAAUGGAAAUAUUAACGUUGUAUAGAGAGAGAGGUAAUUCCAUUGAUCACCCGUGUCGUUGUCUGUAAGAUAGGAAACGUCGUCUAUAACGAAGGAUUUGUUGCAUAGUGAAUUGUAUAUUUUUAUACAUACUGUAAUUUGAAUUGUUUGUUUACGAUUUAGCAUUCUCCCUAAAAGAAAUCUCACAUCUGUGUUACAGUGUGCCGUCAAUCAUGGGUUUUUACACAAAAAAGUGAAAUAGUGCCGAAAUUGUUGUCAUGAAAACUGCUGCUAUGGCGGAUUUUGUUUAUUUUAUAUGUUUCUGUUUUAAUUUGUACGGAGGCCAGUGAGAGAAAAAAUUGUCGGUUGGAAAGAAAAUGAUUUAGCUAGAAUUAUUUUCUAUUUCUAUAUUAACGUAUAUGUUUAAAAAAGCGAUUAAAUUAUUUGUUUUGUCCGUAAGAAGAAGUCGUUUGUUGUUGUGAUACUCACGUCGGCCACACGAGGUAUUUUAUUUUAACAUUCAUUGUAGGGGCAAAGUGUUUGCUGCUCUAAAUAGGAUACAAAAUAUUCAUAAUUUCUUUUCAGGUGAGUUUUAAUUUGUGUUUUUUUGUCAGCAUUUCCAUUUUUUACCUUUUUAAAAAGUCACUUAGAAAAGUUAUCCUGCAAUAUAUAUACUUGUUUUGUCUGGCAAAACUAUUUUCCCCACUUGUUUCAACAGUUUCAAAGUAAAACAACACAUGUAAACAAUCUUAAAAAAACAGCCCUUUUUGUUUUCUCACUUGCCUCUCAGGGCUUCCGUAGUUUUGACUUAAAAAUGUCCCAAUUUGUUUGCCGUACAAAUUCUCCCUUGUUCUGUUGUUGUGAUGGUGUGUAUCAGGAGUUUGAACCUUCAGUGUUAGCCGUGUGUGUGUGUGUGUGUGUGUGUGUGUGUGUGUGUGUGUGUGUGUGUGUGUGUGUGUGUGUGUGUGUGUGUGUGUGUGUGUGUGUGUGUGUGUGUGUGUGUGUGUGUGUGUGUGUGUGAAAGGGGAAAAAAGCUCAUUGUUGGUGUGUUUGUAUAAAAUGUGUUAUUGAGCGUAAAGAGACACAACAAAGUGUGUGUGUGUGUGUGUGUGUUGCUGUUUGUAUGCACGUGUGUCGUGCGUAUGUUCUUAUGUUCGUAUACUGAAUCAGUACUUUGCAUCAGCAUGCCGUCAGAGCUGGGUAUCACAGUUUGAAGGAGUUUUUUUCCACAUGUUGAUGAUGAUGAUGUAUGUAAAAGUAUAUAUAGUUAGUGUGUAAGAGAAGACAAAUGAAGAAGCAUCAAAGUGGAUUCUGAAGUUCUUAAAAUCAGAAAAAAAACGUUUGUUGUUGAGCAGUCUUUCCUCGCACACACACAUGUAACUGCUGCAAGAACUGGACACUCGAAUAAAGAAAAUCUAUAUCUGUACACACUCUCAGCAUCUUAUUUACUGUCCUAUAUGUGUUUGUGUUGAGUUAUUUUACUGCAUUGUCAUAUGUAAUGUAAUAUUACUGAUUAAAUGGUGAUAUCUAACAGGACUGAGUUUUAAAGUGGCUAAAAACACUUACAAAAUAGGAGAAUUUACCAGUUUCACUUCAGUUAUUUCUGGUUUAAUGUUGUCUUAUUGUGGGAAAUCCAACUUCAAGGAGAUUCUGAAUCCUUAUAUGUAAACCAUCACCCAACAAAUACACAGUACUCAUAAUUCACAUGCAUACAUAAUUGUACAUAUUUGUGCCAGUAUUUGCAUGUGUACAUUGCUAAACAACAGAGGAAUCAGUAACACAAGUACUGGACAUAAAAAAAACACAUUCACACAUACAUGUAAAUAUAUCUAAUAUGUAUAUAU
Molecule: messenger RNA, 4078 nt
Organism: Trematomus bernacchii (emerald rockcod)
Lineage: Eukaryota; Metazoa; Chordata; Actinopteri; Perciformes; Nototheniidae
Gene: usp22
Product: ubiquitin specific peptidase 22
Exons: 13
Coding region: 264-1787 (507 amino acids)
Biological process (GO): protein deubiquitination
Molecular function (GO): cysteine-type deubiquitinase activity; zinc ion binding
Source: RefSeq, a predicted model, not a curated record